AUGGCGCAGCGCGAGGUCUGCGUCGGCUGCGACCGCCCGCCCUGCGUGUGCUACUGCGACCUGCUUCCGUCGCCGCGCCUCUCGCCGGGCUUCCGUAUCCACUGCAUACAGCACCCGAACGAGGCCAAGCGCAAGGCGCUCUCGAGCGUCCCGCUGCUCGCCCAUGCGCUCGACGACUUUACACUCGAGGUCGGCGACGUGGCCUCGGCACCGCCAUCCGAAUAUCGUCGUCAGCGCGUGCUGCUCUUCCCAGGGCCGACUGCGACGCUCCUCAUGCCGCGUGACAUUGCCAACCUCGAACUCGUCGUCGUCGAUGGCACGUGGAAAGAGGCCAAGCGCAUUGUGCAUCAGAGCGAGAGCUUGCAGGCGCUGCCGCGGGUCUUGAUUGCGUGCGAGGGCGCAAGUUUGUACGGCACGCUGCGCAAGGAGCCAAAGGACGGCUGCGUCUCGACGCUCGAGGCCGUCGCGCAAGCCAUCACGGUGCUCACGGGCAAUGCGUCUAUCCAAGCCUCGCUCGUGUCGCUCUUUGGAGCGGUCGUCGGCCGGCAAACUGCGUACGUCAACGCAGGCAAGCAAGCCAAUGCCGCCUACUACAACGGCGUGCCCAAGCCCGAGCGCGCGCGGACCCUCGCCCGCGCCAACGUCGGGCACGAGGCAAUCGACGCCGACGUCCGCGAAUAUGUUUUGUACGCGACCGAGACACGCCUCGAUGGCUCGAGCCGCUGGCACAUUGUCGACGACGCGUUUGUGAGCACUUACAGCGCGGCCAUGCGCCUCUGCGUCGAGCGCAACGUCGGGCGCAAGCGAGGCGACCGGGUCGGUGUCGUGCUCAAAGCCACCUUUGACAAACGCCAGCGUUGUCCGUCAACCGAAGCUCCGCGUGUCGAUACUUAA
Saprolegnia diclina VS20 is the source of this 894-nucleotide messenger RNA. RefSeq lists its product as hypothetical. NCBI's taxonomy places the organism in Eukaryota, Oomycota, Saprolegniomycetes, Saprolegniales, Saprolegniaceae. The transcript has a single exon. The coding region runs from base 1 to 894 and encodes 297 amino acids. The record is from RefSeq and is a predicted model, not a curated record.